Messenger RNA from Colletotrichum graminicola M1.001, 381 nucleotides. RefSeq lists its product as uncharacterized. The coding region runs from base 1 to 381 and encodes 126 amino acids. The record is from RefSeq and is a predicted model, not a curated record. Lineage: Eukaryota; Fungi; Ascomycota; Sordariomycetes; Glomerellales; Glomerellaceae. The transcript has a single exon.
AUGCAGCUGCAGGCCACCGGCUGCACAAGCAUGAACGUUGUAGAGAGUGUGCCCCCCUACGUCGACACACCCCUAAGCGCCGCGCACCGAGACCAGACGAAUGCGCUGCAGGGGGGCAGUGACAAGGCGGUCCAGCCCAUACCGCUCGAAGAAUACGUUGAACGGUUUUUCGCCGCCGUGGAAGAGACGGCACCGGACGGCUCUCUGAAGAAUGAAACUGGCGUUGGCUUCGGUGCUCAAGGUACCGCGGUCUGGAACGAUGGCUUCAGGAAAUCGCUCACGGGUUUCGGCAUGGCAGCGCAGAUCUCGUCAUCGGCGGCUCUGGCUUCUCAAGUUUAUGCCGAGACUACAUGUAAGGCGACCAUUGUGGGGGGUAUCUGA